AUGUCCUCGUCGAGUAUAUCACAUCUCUUCGAUCAUUUCCGCCUCCCUGUUGAUGCCGACAAUUUCACAGGCCUUAAUGGAGAAACUUAUCUGCUUCCAUAUUACCUCCCUCAAAAGCCCCCGUUCACCCAGCCAUUGGGCUCACAGGUCCUUAUUCUUGAUGCAGACACGCGGCCGUUAGAUGAGCCUGGAGGUAUUUUGAAUGAAACAUGGGAGGGGUUGACAAGUCGAUGGCAAUCAAUGAGUGGGCAUACAUACGGACGACUCAACCAUUACAUGUGGGCCAAAAUCCACGGCUACGACUAUAAAUUAGUCACUGCAGAAGAUUACCCCCACAUACACGGAACCUGGUGCAAAGUCUCCGUCAUGAGAGAAGCGAUAGAGCACUACAAGUUCGUCAUCUUCCUGGAUGCAGAUAUAGUUCUCCCCCAUCUCCAUGUCCCACUGGAAUGGCUUCUGAACUACUGGAACAUCAACUCGGAGACUCUCAUCGCCAUGGCACGGGACCCGGCAGCCGAUAUCAACAAAGACGAGCGAGGCCAAGUAUUUCUGAACACGGGAUUUGUGAUUGCGCAACAAAGUCUGCGUACCAAGGAGAUGUUCGAAGCUUGGGAUAAUUGUCUGAAUGGGACCCGGUAUCCGGAGUGUCACCAAUGGGGCGACAAGUGGCCACAUGAACAGGCAGCUUUUGGGACAUAUCUUCGGUAUGACUUUAACCGGACAGAGGACGUAAAGGCUUUGCCUUGUGCAGAGGCGAAUGGGUCUCCUGAGGUGGCGGAUACGGGAUGCUUGGGCAAACUCGUGCGGCAUUAUUGGGCUACUAAACAUCUGGUGCCGUCCAAAGUGCAGGAGGGUAUCUUGCGAUUUUUCAUGCCGCAUCUGCAUGAUCAAUUCUUGCAGGAAUACGAGAAAGUCGAAGUGAAAUGGGGUGAUCGAUUGGGAAAGCAUGAGGAGUAG
Messenger RNA from Penicillium longicatenatum, 957 nucleotides. RefSeq lists its product as uncharacterized. Gene Ontology annotation, biological process: protein N-linked glycosylation. The coding region runs from base 1 to 957 and encodes 318 amino acids. Gene Ontology annotation, molecular function: glycosyltransferase activity. NCBI's taxonomy places the organism in Eukaryota, Fungi, Ascomycota, Eurotiomycetes, Eurotiales, Aspergillaceae. Gene Ontology annotation, cellular component: Golgi membrane. The record is from RefSeq and is a predicted model, not a curated record. The transcript has 2 exons.